GAAAAAAAAUAAUGAAGAGAGAAGGUCGCCAACACGGUGUUGUUCGGACGUGGAUGAUUCUUCCUUCGGAGUUUAAUCCACGACCCGCAAACCAAUUCGUGAACCGGUUUGAUUCACCACCAGCUUUUGGAGUAUUUGCCAAAGUUUCAUCAAAACCGACUAAUCACUCCAAAUUCACCGGAAAAUGUGAAAGGUCCAAGUGCAGUGGUUGCCAUGUGUCACCGGCUAAAAAGUCGGCCAACAAAUCUAAAGGCCGCCGUAAGGAACAAGCAAUGGCUUGGUGGGCUGAGGAUAAGCUAGACCACCUCGUGAGAUCAGACUCGUCCUCUGCCUAAAGUAUUGUCCACAAAUUAUGUGGAGAAGAUUAUGAUGGUCAUGUGUAAUCAUGAUAAUGAUUAUUAGUCAUCACUUUGAUUCAUACUAGAUGAAGGGUUAUUUUUAUACAUAUAUAUAUGCUGGAACUUAAAUAAACUAAUUUGUAA
This is a messenger RNA of Eruca vesicaria subsp. sativa (arugula), 482 nucleotides long. Lineage: Eukaryota; Viridiplantae; Streptophyta; Magnoliopsida; Brassicales; Brassicaceae. The record is from the annotation of a GenBank genome assembly.